Phycomyces blakesleeanus NRRL 1555(-) is the source of this 1231-nucleotide messenger RNA. RefSeq lists its product as hypothetical. The record is from RefSeq and is a predicted model, not a curated record. Gene Ontology annotation, biological process: mitotic spindle organization. Lineage: Eukaryota; Fungi; Mucoromycota; Mucoromycetes; Mucorales; Phycomycetaceae. The coding region runs from base 1 to 1107 and encodes 368 amino acids. Gene Ontology annotation, molecular function: peptidyl-prolyl cis-trans isomerase activity; protein tyrosine phosphatase activator activity. Gene Ontology annotation, cellular component: cytoplasm; nucleus; protein phosphatase type 2A complex. The transcript has 6 exons.
AUGACAUUUCAAAUUCCUGUAAAAAGAAUCAUCACCAAAGAGCAUCUUGAAGAAUUUUUAAAGUCUGAUGCCUACAGUACUUAUAUUGACUACAUCUUGCGUUUGAAUGAAUCUGUCAAAGGCCAAAAAAUUGACAAGGAGCUUCCUGCGUCUGAUAACGUCAAAAAGAUUUUGAAAAUCUUAGAUCAACUCGCACAAUGGGUGACAGAUAUCCCUCCUGUCGAGAACUCAAAGUCUCGCUUCGGCAAUCCUUCAUUUCGAGUGUUUUACGACAAAGUUCAAGACAGUUUGAAUGACCUGAUGGGCCGCUUAGUAGAAGAAGAAGCUAUCAAAGAAGUUGGAAGGUACUUUUUGGACAGCUUUGGAGACCGUAAGCGGAUAGAUUACGGAACAGGUCAUGAAGCCAAUUUUAUGGCAUGGCUGCUGUGCUUGGAGAAACUCAGUGUACUUACAAAAGAAGACGAUAAGGCUGUAGUCUUGAAGGUCUUUGUAAAGUAUAUCGAAUUGAUGCGUAAAUUGCAGUUUGAGUAUUGGUUGGAGCCUGCUGGAUCCCACGGUGUAUGGGGUUUGGAUGAUUAUCAUUUCUUACCAUUCUUAUUUGGUUCAUCUCAGUUGAUCGACCACAAGUACAUUCGCCCCAAAUCUAUUCACGAUUCUGAGAUUGUUGAAGAAUUUUCAAAAGAUUAUAUGUACCUUGCAUGUAUUCAUUUCAUCAACACUGUCAAGACAACUGCCUCUCUCCGUUGGCACUCACCCAUGUUGGAUGAUAUAUCUGCGUGUAAGCUAUGGUCCAAAGUGAACCAAGGAAUGAUCAAGAUGUACAAGGCAGAAGUUCUUGGAAAACUUCCAAUCAUGCAACAUUUCAUGUUUGGUAGUAUUAUUCACUUUGAAGGUGGUUCGAUCAAUGCAGAAGGUACACAAGGUGACUGUGGGCAUGUUCAUCAUCACGCACAUGAGAAUUCUUCUCCUGGAAUUCCUUCCGGUGAUGUUUAUGCUCUUGGCCAAGAACCUCCUCCGUGCUGUGGUAUCCCUGUCCCGAGUGCCAUUGCUGCUUCUGCGAUAAGGAACAGAAAUAAUAAUGGUCCUCGGCCUAUCCCUUUCGACUAGUUUAUGUACUAGUAACUUUAUUUUGUGGGAUAGAUGGCCAAUACAUAUUUCCAUAAUUGAAUUUAAAUUUGAAAAUAUAAUCUUACUAUAAUGUCCUGUAUCUAAUAAUUAACUUUAAAGCUUG